AUGGCCAAUAGAAAAGACGAUGAUGAGUCUAGUGAGAGACGUAUAUUUUCACAUUUAGGAUAUCCAACUGCUCCCCCAUAUCCUCCUCCAACUGGAUAUCCAGCAACAGGCUAUCCUCCUCCAGGAGGGUAUCCCCCGACAGCCUACCCUCCACCUCCAUAUCCACCACCACCCGGAGGGUAUCCUCAUUCUGGUUACUAUUCUUCAGAAUAUCCACCUGCAUAUCCACCACCACCAGGAGGGUAUCCACCUCCUGGAGGGUAUUCUCCUACUGCCUAUCCUCAUUCAGGGUACCAUCCACCAGCUUAUCCUCCGUCACAUGGUUAUUCACAUGCUCUGCCUCCAUAUUUUGCAGGACGCGGGUCUGGCAUGGGAGGAUUGUUGGCAGGGGGUGCUGCUGCUGCCGCCACGGUUUAUGGUGCUCACCAUUUGGCACAUGGAUAUCAUCGUUAUGGACAUGGUGGUUACUUUGGUCACGGAAAGUUCAAGCAUGGGAAGUUUAGCAAGCGUUGGAAGCAUGGAAGGUUUGGAUUUGGCAAGUUUAAGCAUGGUUGGAAAAGGUGGAAGUGA
Sphenostylis stenocarpa is the source of this 570-nucleotide messenger RNA. Lineage: Eukaryota; Viridiplantae; Streptophyta; Magnoliopsida; Fabales; Fabaceae. The record is from the annotation of a GenBank genome assembly.